AUGACAAAGGAAGACAUCGAAGAGGAAUGUGAGCAUUCGGCCUCGCGAGAAGCUGAGGGAAGCCAAACACAGAUGAGAGACCAUGCAGCGGUUAGAGGGGAGAACAUGAAGGCCUCGCAGGAAGCUGAGGAAAUACGGUUUUCGGCCUCGCCGUGUGCUGAGGGUCGCAGAGGAAAACAAAAGCCCAAGAAGCGGAAAGCAAAACCCAAGGAACCACCAAAAGAUCUGCCACAGGAGUGGCAAACGCUAUGCCAAGUGGUGGGUAGAUAUGAUGCUUCCAGUGAGGCUGCCGCACUCGAAGCCAUUGAGAAGCUGGAAGAGCAGGAACUCAACCCGCUACAACAACGAGCAUGCCACGAAGUGCUUCGUUCCUUUGUGGAGCAGGACGCACAAUAUGCCAAAUGGAUCUUGGAGGAUGUGGCAAGUGGGUAUCGCCAAGAUGAUAAGGCCGAAUGUAUCAAAAUCACAGCGGCUAACAUCACCAGCUGGAGGAAACCCAUAGCGGCAUGGAUACACGAACUAGGACCGGACCUGGUGGUGCUGCAGGAAACCCAUCUCAAGACGGAGGGUAUCCAGCAAGCCAUGAGCCAUUGCCAAGAUAUGGGAUAUACCUUCAUUGGCAUGCCUGGCAGUACCAAAAUUAAGGGUGUACAAGGAGGCCUGGCAGUGGUGGCACCCCGACAUAGGAACCUGCGAUACCUUACCGAGUAUGGUUCAGGACCGGCGGGCUUCCUGGCAUGUGCCAUGAGAAACAAAGGCUGGGAUUUGAUCAUCGUCAGUCUGUAUUUGGAGAGCGGGGUCGGAUUCCAGGCUCCAAACAAUACCCAAGUACUGGCGAGACUGAUAGCCUUUCUCAAGGGCUGCAAAGUGCCAUAUAUGGUGCUGGGUGAUUGGAAUGAAACCCAGGAUACCAUGAGGGGCACAACUCUGGCGACAGAAGUUGGUGGUGCACUUGUGGGAGUGGGGGAACCAACGGCCCAAGGAUCGGACGAAAUCGAUUAUGGGCUGGUUGCGAAAUGCUUGGUGCCCAUCCUGCAAGUGAAAACGGAUUGGGAAACCCCUUUUCGGCCUCAUGCUGCGAUGCAUUGGAGGAUAGCCCAACCGUGCAGUAGCCCUGAUGUUCCCCAAAUGAAGAAGGCGGGAGCACUGGUAACGGAAACCGUGGAAUACACACCGGUUAAAAACACACAGACCAUCCACAUCUUGGAUGAACCCAGGAUGGAAGAUGAACUCAGUGAGAAAUUCGCUCACCUGAGUGUAAGUGUGGAGAGGUCGAUCACAGGACGAAUCGACGGUAUGGGUGUCAAAGCUGAAAUCGUCCGGAAGAAAUUGGUGGUCCACAACCCGGAGAACGUUGUCUGGACAGGCAAGAGGGCAGCUUUUUGGAACCGUGUCCAACAAUGGGUCAAGCAAGGCAGACAUCAUGGAGACGCGCAUCCGGUGGCGCGCCUAGUCCAAAGUAGACUCAAUGUGUACUAUGAGGGCGAUGCGCAGAGCCGGGAGGAUAUGCUUGUGAGUAUCCUGGGACGAGGCACAGACGCCAGACUUGUCCUAAAGCGCAUUGAUGAACAGCAAUGCUACGCGAGAAAGGCAGACAUAGAGGAGACGGCCCACCAGUACAAGCAAUGGCUCAGCAAGGCCAUGGAAAAGGGCAUGCGACCGCUGUACAAUGCCUUGCGGAAAGACGAACAAGUGGUACAGAGACCCUACAUGGAAUAUGACAUGCUGGAACGGCCACACAUUCGACGUGACCACUGGGCGGCGGUGUGGACGAAGGGCACACCGAUGGCACAAACGGCCUCGCUCAUGCUGGAGCUUGAGGAUGCAGCCAAAAAACAGGCGGCCAGCGUGGAGCCGCUGAAUCCUGAAGAGGUCAAGGCAAGGAUCAAGAAAUUGGCCCUAAAGAGCCCGGGGCCGGAUGGAUGGCGGAUCGACCAUUGGCAGGCCAUGGACGACAAAGCGGUCGAAGCAGUAGUGGCUUUCUACCAUGAGUGUGAGGCCAAAGCAACAUGGCCGAAACAAAUGACAGUCUCACUUAUUGCAAUGCUGCCUAAGAAUCUGACCCGGGAGAGACCAAUCGCCUUGUUGCACAUCCUGUACCGAACCUGGGUCCGAUUGCGAUGGGAUUUGGUAAGUACUUGGCAGGUGAGUUACGCAAAAAAUGCCAAGUACGACAAGGCGGUCCCAGGCAGUUGCUGCCUGGACGUGGCUGUAGGCAGACUGUUGCGAAACGAGGUGGCGAAGACAAAUGGUGUGCAUGUGGUGUCGCUAUUUGUGGACCUUGAGUCCUUUUUCGAUACCAUCCAGUUUCAGCAACUGAUAGCGGCAGCAACGGACCUGCAAUAUCCACCGCUAAUCCUGAAAAUGGCACUGGAAGUGUACAUGGGUGCCAGAUACUUGGCAGCAGAUGGGGUGCUAUCGGCAGGCAUCAGAGCUACGAAUGGAGUGCAAGCGGGGUGCCCUGCGGCGCCGUCAUUAGCGAAAGUGGCAUUGCAUCAGACGAUUGACAAGAUCCAAAAGCGCAAAGAUGUGGCAAAUGUGGACUGCUGGUUGGAUGAUGUCUCAAUUGACGUCCAGCAUAAAUCCUUCAAACAAGCGGCAGACAGUGCGAUCCGAGUCUACCGCAGCUUAAAGGACGGGAUGGACGCAAAUGGGUUCACGAUUUCAUCCAAGAAGACAGGGUUUGUAGCCAGCAGUACCCAGGCGAGCAAGCACCUGCGAGAACUACUGUUACCGCAUGAGCCACAAGUGUACGACGUGAUGCGGGACUUGGGCGUCGACAGUACCGGUGGGCGAAAGCGUCGUUUGGUGACGUCGGCCACACGGGCAAAAAAAGCACAUGCCCGACAGAGCAAGCUGUCCAGGCUGGGGCCGCCGCCCAGCACUAAACUCCGCGUAGUCAAGGCCGCGAUCACAUCCGUUGCUUUGUGGGGGCACCCAUCCGUGGGGGUAUCGCCCAAAAGAAUGAAGUGGCUCCGAACAGUGGUGGGCAAACACCUGGGCAAAUACAAGCUUGGUAGUUUGGAAACCAUACUGGAUAUGGGAGCCAAGAAAUGUCAGGACCCGAAGCGCACAAUCCACAAGCAGCAUUUCAAGGUGGUGGCAAAAGUUUUCAGCGCAUGGAUUGGUGGAGGCAAAGCCCACUUUGAACUGGCCUGGAAAGCCACUUGGAGGAGGUUAAGUGCGGCCAAACACCACUGGCCACUGGUCACGGGACCGAUGGCAGCAACCAUGGCGUACUUAAUGGAUUUGAAGGUGGAUGCAAGUGACCCGGGCAAAUGGAAGAGAGGAAAUGUCCUCAACGUCGAUUGGACCCAGCCACGCAUGGGAGGCCUCGCCUACAAAUGGCUUGAGGGAUUCCUCGAGGAACAAAAAAGGGUUGCAAUAACGCGACAAGCAGGUGGAAAGGGGGCCCAGGAGGGGUUGGAUUGGACGCCGCAUCACAAGCUGACGAAGCUGGGAGGCUUAAGCCCGGGCCUUAUGGAAGGGAUGAAGUCAGUGUGGCAUGCGGGCGUUAUCACGGAGUCCAAGCCUGGCUGGUGCAAGAAGUGCCAAGUGCCAGCCACUCUGGAGCAUGAAUACCUGCGCCACAAAUACCCAUGGGAGUGCCUGUGGACAAGGGCACUCCUGCCCAAGCCGGCGGUGUGGCACCCCAAGCCGCCGGAGCAUCUUUUGGGACUGCGCUACCAAGGAUGCUUUGCAGCAGACGCUACAGUGGAAGCAGAAGGCUUGAUCUUCGCCACUGACGCCAGCGGAGGUCCAGGAGGAAUAGACCCACGUGUACAAACAUCAGCCCUCGCAGUGGUGGCUAUGACCUGGAAAGAUGGUGAGUUGGUGAAAGUCGGACAAAUUACGGAGCUGGUCUACCCGUGGCAGCCGGUAGUGGACAUGGAGCGCCGUGCACUUUUCAGACUAAUGGAGCACACGGAGGAUCUGAUUGACGUCACAAUGGACUGCAAGCCGGCAGUCCAAGCGCUGCAAAAAAUACAACCGCCGGACGAUGACCUGGAAUGGAGCAAAGUGUGGAAUGGAAAGCGCAACGAAGCAGAUUUCCCCUUCAUCCUGGACCAUGCGCAUUACAAGGAGAAGAUGGUGGUAUUGGAGCAGUACUGCGUCAACCAGCCGGAGGACGAGCAGCCGGAGAAAUUGACCCUCCAGGUGCGAAUCAAACUUGAGGAUUCGUGGAAACCAAUUUUGGAGGAGCAGUUCCUGGAAACAGACCCCAGGAACGAUUGGGUCUACCAAGCGGAGACCUACCUCAGUGAAGAGCGGAAGAAUCGGCCGGGCAAAGGCAAGGGUAAAAGCAAGAACAAGCAGCAGGAUCAGCCCCGAGACCGUUCCCCGCUUCGACAGGCCAAACACCCGGAGCAGACUUGGGAUAGGGAUGAGGAGAGUGCUUCAGAAUCUCCGGUGGGUCCGGUACGCCUACGGGAGAGAGGAGAAGACAGUGCGGCCUCGCACCAAGCUGAGGGUGUCAAUGAAGAGCAAGAGGCAAGCCAGCCUCGCACAGUCACGCUGGCGGAAGGACCAGGUGCCCACAAUAUGGCCUCGCACGAAGCUGAGGGACAGGUGCGGGGCGCACUCGACGAGGAUAUGCUCUGGAUCGGAUGGAUCGGAGUCCUUUUCGACGAGGCGGUGGAGGGGUACUGCCACCACUACUUCUAUGGAAGUAUCAUCCGCAGGGCAGAGCUGUUCAACACAUGGUGGCAGGAACAUCGCCAAGAAGCCGGGGUCCUCAGACAGUCCCUGUUUUACCUGGUGGCUAUAACGUCAUGGCUGACCAACCCGAUGUCAGGAACGCUACCACGGGCAGUGUUCUUUGACACGGCAGAGUGGUCGACGCUGCAGGAGGAGAGAUACAAGUUAUCAAGCGGCCUCGUACGCCUCCUGGAGAAAUAUGACGAGGAGCUACUGGCAACCAUACGUGGAUUGGUCAGAACGUACGACGGCAAAGCCAGCGCGCUUUGGAUGGCUGACCAGCGCAGCCCAGACAAGAAACAUGGCUAG
Molecule: messenger RNA, 5007 nt
Organism: Symbiodinium natans
Lineage: Eukaryota; Dinophyceae; Suessiales; Symbiodiniaceae
Source: the annotation of a GenBank genome assembly